AUGGCAGAUCGCCGACUUUCGGCAUCGAGUCCUCCAUCAUCCCCACGGAGACCUUCUCACCAGAACACUUGGUCUGGAACCCAGCAUGUUCCCCUCACUCCCAGCCGGCUGCGGAAGGCCACGAACAUGUCACCAGAGGAUAGGAUGGCCAGGUCCAAGUCAAAUGAAGAGGCGGGCCAAAACAAUGACUUGAAUCUCUCUCCCCCGGCCAUUGGGCCAGUAUCGAACAUACCGAUCAUGGCUGAGCCGGGUCCUGGUCCUGGUCCUGUACGGGAUGAAGAAAGUCAAGAUGUUCAAGGGCAGAUUGAAGAGCCAACCUCUCAACAACUGAAUGAGAGGACUAAACUACUCGGCAACUAUCAUCACAAUCGAGUCUGUGGGCUGAGAAACUGUAACCAUGGCACAUUUUCUCCCCGAGCCCCAUCACUCCGAAGCAACAGAAGCAGCAUUGACAGCACGUCCAUCCCAUUUGGUCUGUAUGCAGGUGAUAUCGGUGAAGGCGGUAGCCCAAGAGAUCCAGCUCGUGGAAUCUUGGGCGACUUUGUGACCGACUCUCUGGUUGGCAGUAAGAGCCUGAGCACGACGAGAUGGCUUGCCAAGAAACACGGAAUCAAAAGUCCGAGAUUCAUGUAUUUCUCAUACUACUUUCCCUUUGUGAAAUGGGUUCGUCAAUACAAGUGGAAGUGGAUCCGUGGCGACUUGAUUGCAGCUCUCACCAUGGCAUCUUUUUACAUUCCCAUGUCGUUGUCAUACGCCUCCAAUCUUAGUCAUAUCCCUCCCAUCAAUGGGCUUUAUUCUUUUGUGUUCAAUCCCCUGAUCUACGCGUUCCUCGGAACUUGCCCACAAAUGGUAGUGGGUCCCGAGGCGGCAGGUUCUUUACUGGUCGGCCAAGUGGUGAAAACCUGUAUAGCUCAAGGCAAUUCGGAGGAUGAUGAUGCUAUCCUCAACGCGCAGAUUGCUGGUGUUGUAACUGCCAUGGCUGGCGCUGUUAUUUUUGUGGCCGGUCUCUGUCGUCUUGGAUUUCUCGACGGCGUCCUUAGCCGACCUUUUCUUCGGGGCUUCAUCAGCGCGAUCGGCUUCGUCAUUUUGGUUGAUCAGUUGAUUCCUGAAUUGGGUCUGGCCGAGGUGGCCAGGGACGACGGUGAAGUGUCUCAUGGAAGCAGCGCCCAGAAACUGGUGUUUCUCGCAAGAAAUGUUGGAAAGUCCCAUGGAUUGACCGUGGCGGUAUCGUUUACGAGCUUCGCCAUCAUUAUGAUUUUCCGAACGCUCAAACGGGCACUCCAACCACGCUAUCCUUGGGUGGCCUACUUUCCCGACCGAUUCACUGUCGUUGCUCUCUCUGCCGUUUUUGCCUGGGCAUUUGCUUGGGACCAAAAAGGCCUUGAUAUUCUCGGUGAUGUCAAGUCAUCGGGUGGAACAGCAAUUCCAUUUCACUGGCCAUUUCAGUUCCGGCAUAUGAAGCACAUCGACACGGCUUUGAGCACGUCAUUCCUGAUUGCCUUACUUGGGUUUUUCGAAUCUUCCGUGGCCGCUAAAAGCUUAGGUGAAGGUUCCCACGGUUUACAAGGCAUGACCUUGAGCGCCAACCGAGAAUUGAUCGCUCUAGGUACUGCCAAUAUCGUCGGGGGCUGUUUUAUGGCCUUGCCUGCGUUUGGUGGAUAUGGAAGAAGCAAGGUCAAUGCCUCGACUGGAGGGACUACGCCAAUGAGCAGCAUUCUUCUCAGUGCCAUUACUAUGAUAUGUGUCCUAUUUGUGCUUCCGUAUUUCUACUAUCUGCCGAAAGGAGUACUUUCGGCCAUGAUUUCCGUGGUUGCCUAUUCGCUCAUCGAAGAAUGCCCUCACGACAUCAAAUUCUUCCUCAAGAUUAGGGGCUGGACGGAGUUAUCGCUGAUGACCAUCAUCUUUGUGGCAACCGUAUUCUAUUCCUUGUCGGUUGGAAUUGCCCUGGGUAUCGGACUCUCAUUGUUGAAACUGAUUCGACAUGCAACCAAGCCGAGGAUCCAAAUUCUGGGCAAAGUCCCCGGAACCACAGACCGGUUCGAGAAUGCUGAAUUUGUGCCAGAAAAUAUCGAGUACAUUGAAGGAUGUCUCAUUGUCAAAAUUCCGGAACCACUGACUUUCGCCAACACGGGAGAGUUGAAGACACGUCUGCGAAGGCUCGAGCAGUACGGUACGAAUGCAGCUCAUCCCUCGCUGCCACGAGUGCGUCAUGAAGACAACAACAGAAACAUCAUCUUCGACGUGCACGGUGUCACCUCGAUUGAUGGCUCCGGCGCUCAAGUUUUCACUGAAAUCGUGGAGGAAUAUGUAAGUCGAGGCAUUCGAGUCAUUUUUUGCAGGCUACCUCACCGACGAAGCAAAGUGUUUCAAAGUUUUGAAAGGAGUGGGAUUGUAGACUUAUGUGGAGGAUUGAGACAUUUCGUGGGCAGUGUUGAAGAAGCAUUGCAGUUGUCGGAGACUGAGGAUUUGGAGCAGUUUUUCAAUCGGCGCAUGAGCGAUCACAACCAACGACGAGAGUCGCAUUGGUAG
Molecule: messenger RNA, 2529 nt
Organism: Rhinocladiella mackenziei CBS 650.93
Lineage: Eukaryota; Fungi; Ascomycota; Eurotiomycetes; Chaetothyriales; Herpotrichiellaceae
Exons: 2
Coding region: 1-2529 (842 amino acids)
Biological process (GO): transmembrane transport
Cellular component (GO): membrane
Molecular function (GO): sulfate transmembrane transporter activity
Source: RefSeq, a predicted model, not a curated record